GUUCCUGGGGUUUGCUGGGAGGUAUGGACAUGUUUGUCUUUGCGAACGGCUGCUUCUGGGGCAGCGAGAAGGGUGUCUGGCGGCUGCCUGGGGGUGGCAUCUAUGCCACCGCGGUGGGCUAUGCUGGAGGAUUCACACCCAAUCCAACCUAUGAGGAAGCCUGCAGCGGCCUGACGGGCCACACUGAAGCAGUGAAGGUGGUGUUUGACCCGGAGAAGAUCAGCUUGGUGGACAUUCUCCGCUGGUUCUGGGAGGCACACGACCCGACCCAGGGCAUGGGACAAGGCAACGACCGGGGGACACAGUACCGCAGUGGUCUCUAUUUUUUCAACGACGAGCAGCGGCGCAUCUUCGAAGCGAGUAAGGCGGCCUACGAUAAAGCCCUGCAAGGCGUGAACCGUGGACGCGGCCCCAUCACCACGGAGAUCGUGGCUGCAGCCGACUUCCCGGACAACCAGGUCUUCUACUACGCAGAGGACUACCAUCAACAAUACCUGGCGAAGCCCAGGGCUCGUCCCUAUUGUUCGGCGCAGCCACAAGUGGUUGCUCUGCCGGACUUCGAAUCCUGGUGUCCUGAGGACUUGCAGGAGAAGUACAAGCCGAAAUUGACCGAGGAGUUUUGGCAACAACAUGGUCCCACGCCCCAUUGCGUGAUCAUGGCGCCGAACGAACCCAUCCUGUUCCCGUGA
This is a messenger RNA of Cladocopium goreaui, 689 nucleotides long. The record is from the annotation of a GenBank genome assembly. Lineage: Eukaryota; Dinophyceae; Suessiales; Symbiodiniaceae.